CGGAAGCGGCGCGGCGGCAGUGGAGGCGCCGCGGCGGGCUCUGGCGGCAGGCGGUCCUUAAAAAUGGGGAACACAAGCAGCGAGCGAGCUGGGCUGGAGCGUCAUGGCCAUAAGACAUCUCGAGGGGACAGCUCAGGAGGAGCCAUCAGUACAAAAGAGGGUGACAGACCAAAGAUCUUAAUGGACAGCCCUGAAGAUGCAGACUUGUUCCAUUCAGAGGAAAUGAAGGCUCCAUUGGAGAAAGAAGAAUUUCUGGCUUGGCAGCAAGAUCUGGAAGUGAAUGAUAAAACCCCCACUCAAGCUCGACCAACAGUGUUUCGCUGGACUGGAGGGGGAAAAGAAGUCUACUUAUCUGGAUCCUUCAACAACUGGAGUAAAAUUCCUCUGACAAGGAGUCACAAUAACUUCGUGGCCAUCCUGGACCUGCCAGAAGGAGAGCACCAGUACAAGUUCUUUGUGGACGGGCAGUGGACACAUGAUCCUUCUGAGCCAGUAGUAACCAGCCAGCUGGGGACUGUCAACAACAUCAUACAGGUGAAGAAAACAGACUUCGAAGUGUUCGACGCUUUGAUGGUGGACUCCCAGAAGUGUUCAGAUGUGUCUGAGCUGUCAAGUUCACCUCCAGGACCCUACCACCAGGAGCCCUAUGUGUGUAAGUCAGAGGAGCGCUUUAAGUCACCACCUAUUCUUCCUCCCCACCUGCUGCAGGUCAUCCUGAACAAGGACACAGGCAUUUCUUGCGAUCCUGCUCUGCUCCCUGAACCCAACCACGUCAUGCUGAACCACCUCUACGCACUUUCUAUCAAGGAUGGAGUGAUGGUGCUUAGUGCUACACAUCGCUACAAGAAGAAGUAUGUGACUACUUUGCUCUACAAGCCAAUAUGAGCAUCAGAGUAGCUUGGGACCAAUCGUUCUGGGCCAGUGCAGUCUCAGAAAGACAUCCUUCUCUUAACCAAAUGUACUUCUGCUCUGUGCUGUAGCAAAGGAACUCUGAUUUCACAUUGUUUCUGAGACUUCCUGGUUCUCCUAGAUUUGCCUUAUUUUUCCAGUCCCACCGUGGAAGUACUUGGAGAUGGCAGCUUUGUGGCAACUAUGCAGGCGGCAAAGGCUUCAGUGCCACCUGUCAGCUCAGGCAGAAAGCCAGCAGUUUAAUUAGGCUGAAAAGUGUGGGGGCGGCAACAGAGUAAAGACCUGCAGCUGCAGGUGAUCAGCAAGGCAGCCCAGAGCCUAGGAAGUUCAGGAUUCUUGUGGAAUCUUGAGCUCAAUGCUCAGCAAAAGCCAACCUGCCACUGCUUUCCUAACUCAUCAAGCACAAUUAUUUCAGUAGCAAGCUCCAAACCCGAGGCACUGAAAUAAGUGUGACCAUUGAUGAACCUUUUGUAGCAGCCUUUGCGAGGUGAACUCUGCGACACACUCGCCCACAAGCUCGUUUGUAUGUUACAGUGGCCUGAGGGCACUGUUUCUGCUGUGAACAGCUCUGUAGUUUUUCUCUUCAUGAGAACUGAAACACAACUUUUUCCUCUGUGGAAUUUCUGGUAAAGACAAUUGUUCUAGUGGCUGGGGGUCUGUAAGUCACAGGUGUGUGCAGCACUAAUCUGCUUUUUGAAACCAGCAUCUCCUCUUGUCACCAAUGAGCUCUUCCUUAAGCUGGGCUCAGUAGCUGUAAGGAAACCAAAGUGCCCAGUUUAGGGAUUAGUUUUUCAGUGACCAGCCUGCAGGUGACCAAGUCACUUGUGUCCCCGUGGCCAACUUGCCCCUUUGCAUGAGCAGCAGCAGCCUGCUGGGCACAGCAGUGCUGCACUCCAGGGCAGCCAGGGCUGUGGGCAUCUGCCACUCUGUGGUCUGUUUGUAUUUGCUAAGAGAUAGUUGUUGCUGCUCACAGCCUGUUUCAUCCCAAACCAAAUGCAACGUUAAUGCAAAAGCACUGCCAGUGUGGCUCGGGCCUGCCCUGGCAGAACCAGCUCGGGAGGUGACACACAGAGUCCUUCCCUCUUUUGUUUUUUUGGUGCCUGAGAGUGCCAGUGACUGUGCCAAUGACAACCAGCACCCUCUGACUGGGGGGAAGAGCAGCAGGUUGGACAAACCAGUGAGGAGCCUGAGCAGGGAAGAGAACUGCGUCAGGCAGCGGUCAGUGGGAGCAGCCCCAGUGGCAGGGUGGUUUGCCAUCCUCAGAUCUGUUCACCAGCCCUGUUGCAAUACCUGAGUAGCUGUGUAGAGCUGGGUCUAGUGCAAUGGUUUUCUCUGAAAACUCUUCCUUCUGUGCUAGGGCUAGGAUUUGGUAUUCUGAGCUCAGACUCGCUUUUGUUUGCAGCCUCUUUAGAAACAAAUAAAAGGUUUUCAAGAAAA
Messenger RNA from Pogoniulus pusillus (Red-fronted tinkerbird), 2346 nucleotides. RefSeq names its product protein kinase AMP-activated non-catalytic subunit beta 1 (gene PRKAB1). Lineage: Eukaryota; Metazoa; Chordata; Aves; Piciformes; Lybiidae. The transcript is spliced from 8 exons. The record is from RefSeq and is a predicted model, not a curated record. Gene Ontology annotation, molecular function: protein kinase binding. Gene Ontology annotation, biological process: signal transduction. The coding region runs from base 64 to 885 and encodes 273 amino acids. Gene Ontology annotation, cellular component: nucleotide-activated protein kinase complex; cytoplasm; nucleus.